AUGAUUCAAUUGUCAGCUUAUGGGGAGCGAGUAGUCGAUCGUAUCAGUAUGAUCGGUAUGUGGAUAGCAGUUACUAUUUGUGUUCGAAACUUUUUCGUCUGUCUUCGGCAAUAUCGUCGCACGCACGGUUUAAUCCAUUUAAUGAAUAUCGCACAAGUUGUCGUGCUGUUUAUCCAUCGAUUCUUGUAUGGUCUUGUUCCAUUAUUCGAAAUUACAACAUGUGCAUUUUGGCCCUUGCUUGUCUGUUUAUGGCAUCUGAACUACAUCCUUGUCUAUUCCAUCAUGUUCAAAAGAUUGCUCAUAUUAGAGUCGGAUAAACACUCAAUUUGGAUCAAACUUGUGGGCCUUUUCUUGAUCACACUACGAUUUGCUGACUGGCCCUACGAGCUAGCCUUUCAUACGUUGCAACAGCAAAUCAUGUCGCAAUCCGUUGAAUCUGGAUCCAAUUGCCUUGCUCAAUGGGGCACCGGUGUCAUCAUUCUGAAUUUUGUUGCUGAUGCAUUAGCCAACCUGUUCCUUAGUGGAAUGUUUGUUAGAAGAUUGUACGUGCAUAUCAGAAACUCUCGUAAAGUAAUGAGUCAUCGAAACCAAAUAAUCGAAUACAUUGCUCGCAAAUCACUCGUUUGUUUGAUUUUGACAUUUGUGGUUAAUUUAGCCAUGAAUCUAUUCAAGGUGACCAAGUUCAUUGGCAACAGAUCUGAUUCCUUCACUGUCUAUUUCGAAAUCAUUGAAUCAACACUGCUAGUAGAAGCUCUGCGCGUGGAUUAUACUCGACUUCCAGAGCAAAGCUUCUGUGAACACUGCGGUAUGGUGCUCAACUCUUACGGCAACAAGGAUCGUAAAAAUUUACAUCAGCAACAGAUUAAUGAUCAAGUCAACAACAUCAAUAUACCGGGCAGAACAUCAGCCAGAUCACUUGCGCCAUCCUCCAUCUUUUCUGAUGCGCCUUACAACUCAAACCACCAAUUGCAGCAGCAACAACACCAUUCGGACCAAUACAGUAUGAGCAAUACCAUAACAUCGCAUGGCCAUAUACCAUCUACUACUCGAAUCAAUGCUGACGAAGAGGUCUAA
Molecule: messenger RNA, 1074 nt
Organism: Mucor velutinosus
Lineage: Eukaryota; Fungi; Mucoromycota; Mucoromycetes; Mucorales; Mucoraceae
Exons: 7
Coding region: 1-1074 (357 amino acids)
Source: RefSeq, a predicted model, not a curated record